AUGUAUGUACUUCAUGCUCGCCGCCCCAUUAACAAGCCCCAGCCCCAGCCCCCGACCCCGACCCCAAAUUGGUGGAUCGCCCUGCGCAUGGGACAACGUAUGGGGCGAGCCCAGGUCCCCUGGCGCAGCAUCUCGAGCUCUCGCGAAGCCCACACACAGUUUACCGUUCGCGAGUGGUUGACCUAA
Molecule: messenger RNA, 186 nt
Organism: Penicillium cosmopolitanum
Lineage: Eukaryota; Fungi; Ascomycota; Eurotiomycetes; Eurotiales; Aspergillaceae
Exons: 1
Coding region: 1-186 (61 amino acids)
Source: RefSeq, a predicted model, not a curated record